AUCUCUAAGGAGCAACAUUUCUUUGAGGGAGAUACUAUUUCUUCUGAUUCUAACUCUCCUGCAGUUAAAAACCAGAGAAGAAAUGGCCUGAUCAAAACCUUCUGAGAUGUCAGAAAGAGACAAACAAUGGACAAAUCUUGGCAAAUAGAUUGACUUUGGUAAUCAGAUAAAAUUUAUUUCAGGGAUGUCGGCUCAGCCUGACACAUCACAUCACGUGAGUUACUUUUCACUUGUUAAAUUGGUUUAUGUUAAUAUUGUAUCAUGAUUACAACCACUUCAACAUGGAUAUAUUACUUUUUGGAUGUCCUAAUUCAACUUUUUUUUGUAAUUUCACUGGAGCGACAGCCAGCGGAGAUGUUUUUUCAACAUCCGUUUCAAGAAAACGGAUGUGUGUAUCUUACAGAAUGAUCAAGAAUUUGUGGUUUUUUCAAUCUGUUUUUGUAGCUCAUUUUCAAUUACGUCAUGGUGUUACUGGCAAAAAACAUAAAGCUGCAUAGUUUCCGAUAGAUAAGCCAUAUGGUUCUUAGCUGUUUUCCUACUAGUCCUGAAUGAAGAUAAAGGUUUUUAAAAACAUGUCAAAGUAGCUCUAUUUUUAUUAUAGAUGAUAACAAUCUGUUUCUAAAAACGUUUAUAGUUGAGCAGGCUGCAGCACAAAUGUAAAAUAAUUAUCCCUUUUAUUUAUUUCAUAUCAAUCAAAUUAACUUCCGUUUUUAAUGAUUUGUCAAGUAACAUCACCAGAAUAUAUAUUUUUGUAAAAAAAUGAAGUGAGAAAUAUAAAGGCUUUUGAACAAUAUCAUUAUUGUGUAACUCAUCAGUGUAGGUUGUAACAGGAGUCUGUGAGAAGGAAGCAUUUAUCCUCCCUCAUGGAAGUAGAAUAAUAAUACAGUGUCUUAGAAAACCGUAGGAAACAGUAGUUUGACAAAGAAAAAAAAACUUGACUCAAGGUCCAGUUGCAAGCUUUUCCCAAUAAGUAUGCUGCAAGAUUAAAGGGGUUGAUAAAAAAAAUAAUUUGUGAGUUUUUCUAAAUCUCAUUACAAAGUUUUAAAAGCACAACAUUAUAAUACAUUAUAUUAUCACUCCUGUUUAUCACAUCAAGCCUUAAAUGUUUCCAGCAAAAAAUAAAUAAAAAGGGUUGUUGUGUGAAUGACAUUCAUAUCAUGUUAAAAAAAACACGUGGGAUUGUCAGGUCUUUAUAAGGGGGUGAUUCAAGUCUGGGCUGUUUUUGUCACACUCUUUGUGGUGUUUCACACCAGGAAACCCUUGUGGCACUUGUCGGCUCUGAAAUAUUGAACAUGGUUCUUUUCAAACUGCUUAUAUUCACUUUAACAUUUUACAAAUUCAUUGUUGAUUUGGAUGCUAGGAGGUUUUGCCCAAAAGGUCACAGAGUAGGUAAGAUUGGUUGUGAAAAAUGCCCCAAUGAAGGUUUCCAGCCUGAAAUGAAUGAUGCCCAACACUGCAAACCGUGUACAAAAUGUGAUGUCGAAUCGGGAAGUGAUGUUAAAGAGAAGUGCACGAGAGAGACAAACACAAAAUGUCAGUGCCGUGGAGAAUUUGUUCCCUGGGAAAGAGAUUCUUCCUCUUGCAAAUGUACAGAUGGAUAUUUCCGUGUCAACUCGCACUGUCAAAAAUGGAAAGAAUGUAAAUGUGGAGUGAAAAAUAUUGGAACCAAGUCCUCAGAUGCCAUCUGUAGUGAGGGGUGUAGUGAUGCAAGUAACACUUACAUCACUACACCCCCCACAUCAAACAAAAUGGUUUCUCUAAUCACAUCAAUCAAAUCAACAUCCCGCCAUCCUCAUGAGAGGGCCCAUACUCAGAGGAUGCAUACGAGAACCACCACCACGGCUGCUCCAGGACACACAGCCUACAUUGGUACAGGUAUGGCCUUCCUCAUACUUGGAAUAAUUGGACUUCUUGUACUGACCGCUGUGACCUGCAAGCUGCACAUUACUCCUCAACCAGCAGCACCAAAAAAGGACUCAUUGUGUCGGAGGCCAGUUGAGGAAAGCGGCGAGGGCAGUUUGUCCUCGCUCAAACUGAUGCCAGGGCAGCACUGAGGUCUUAAAUGAAUCAACUAAGACUGUGAAUUAUUGUAUCAAAUAAUCAUCAUACGAAUCAUUUCAUACCGACCACUUAUAUUUUCCUUGUAGUGUUGGUUUUACAUCAGAAAGAUUACUUACUGUGGCAGGUGUAUGCAGUAUGGUCAAUAUUUGACUUGUGUUUGUUCUGUUGUAAUAGAAUAUUGUUCAAAUUAUGUGAAAGAGAUCACACCACACUCUUUUGCAAACUAACUGUAGUUUACAGUUAGAUAGUAAAAGGUAGCUUUUACUACUUCAGGUGUUUUCUUUAGUAAGAUAAUUAAACUCAAAUUUACUUUCUGUGUAUCCUUGAUAUUUAACCGCAGAGAUCAUGUUACUAAAUACCACAUGGUAUUUUAUAUUAUAUCUCGCUAAAAUGGGGCAAGUGACACAAGUCUGAGAAAUACACAGUAUUUACAGUAUUGUAGUAGAGGUAGUAACAAUCAAUACCUAUGAUUAUGAACGGCUGGAGAGCCUUAGAUAAACACAUUUUACUAUCUUCACACAGUCUGUCUGUCUCUAUUUUUGUCAUGUUUUGAUGAUUCAGUUCUGUUCCACCGAUAGCAGAGAACAGUGCUUUCAGUGGUGUGUGGGGUUGGGGGAGAUCCCCUUGUGCCUCUCUUUCCCAUUGAGAGAUACUUGCUCUCGUGUUUUUGUUUCAGCCGUUAGAAAGAUUGAUGUUGUAAACGUACAGACUUUCAUGUUGUUCAUACCUCACUGGAGACUUUCCCCAGCUCAGUACAGUCAAAUGAGUUAUGAAAGCAUACCCUCAUUAUUUCUAUUUACUAAUGUUACGCUAAGAAAUCAGAUAAACAAGCCUUCAAAUCACAGGUGGCUUGGUGUGUAUCUGGCUGGCUCUAUGUGUCAAUACAACAAUGUGAAAGUACAGAUGUUUUAGGAGUAAAAUAUGGAUGUAAAGUAUGAAAAGUAAAAGUAUUCUGCUGAAAAAUGUGCAAUAUUUUACAAUAUUACCAUAUAAUAAUAAAUCACUGGUUUAAACACAAUGUGUUGUAUUUUUAUAAAUUCAGCAUAUAUUUGUUUUAGAUACAAAAUCUUAAUCUGGAAAGUAACUGUAGAUGUCAAAUAAAAGUAGUGGAUAGUGGAGUUAAAAGUACAAUGUUGCCCUCUGAAAUGUAGUGAAGUAGAACUAUAAAGUAUCAUGAAAUGGAAAUACUAAAGUAAAGUAGGCCCACCUUAGACUUGUACUAAGUUUACAGUACUUAAGUACUUAGUAACUUUCUUCACUGUUUAAACAACAACACACUAGUUGCUAUCUGACUCUUAUUGUAAAGCACGUUUUCUGUCAAAUAUUUUGUCUCCGAUCUUUGUUCUCCGUUUUCAAAAUGCACUGUGAUGUCCUGAGAAUGUGUGAAUAAAUAUUUGGCCCUAAACUA
This is a messenger RNA of Anarrhichthys ocellatus (wolf-eel), 3469 nucleotides long. Its product is annotated as tumor necrosis factor receptor superfamily member 4. Lineage: Eukaryota; Metazoa; Chordata; Actinopteri; Perciformes; Anarhichadidae. Bases 1293 to 2054 code for a protein of 253 amino acids. Gene Ontology annotation, biological process: regulation of cell population proliferation; inflammatory response. Gene Ontology annotation, cellular component: external side of plasma membrane. The transcript is spliced from 6 exons. The record is from RefSeq and is a predicted model, not a curated record. Gene Ontology annotation, molecular function: tumor necrosis factor receptor activity; protein binding.